AUGACCACAGACACUGUUGUGCGCGCAGCUCGAGAUGAUGGGGUCGUGGUCACGACCUACUGUCCUUCUAGGCCGUAUCUCGAAGUGCAAAUUCCGGAAAACGUCGCGAGAGUGAGCAGAAUAGUGAUCCGGUUAUCGUCUCGAGAUCAAGGAUUUUGCGACGACCAAAAUCGAGUCGGCCAGCCAGGCUUCACAUGGUUCGAGCUGAACAUCGAGACACCCAGUGGUCGAAACCAUAUUCCGCGUAGAUGCGUCUAUCAGAACAAAGCAGGAGUGCCAGAGUGGCAGACUUCUGUCAUCGACACCGAAGACGACAGCAGAACAUACAUCACGCUUCUUAGUGAAAUCAGAUCGCUUGACAUCUUACAGCUUUUCCCUAGGGCACAAUUUGUCGGGUGGAUGAACUUCGUCUGCAGGGCCGAGAUCGAGGUUCACUGUGUAACAUCGCUCGCGUUACCAGAAGCUGCUCCUUCGCUGCGUCCGCGUUACGACGAGCUGGAAUUCGAUGGCAAGAAGAUCCGAGUACUAGAAUUAUUACCAGGCUGUGAAGAUCAAGCGAUUUGCGUUAAGUUCGUUGUCGUGGACCUGCUUGAUCCCGGAAAUGUUCGUUUCGAGGCACUCUCAUAUUGUUGGGGCCAGUGGAACAUCGGCGAUUCUGCGCAAGUUCAAUGCCUAGAGCAGGACGGAAGUAUUAACACAGUACACGUGUCGCCUAGCCUUUGGACCGCUUUUCUACAUCUUCGGGACUCAACCGCUGUGCGUGUCUUAUGGGCAGAUCAACUGUGUAUCAACCAAACAGACAAAGCGGAGCUGGCACGCCAGGUCAGCAUCAUGGGCCAAAUAUACUCAGGAGCUGAGCGUGUCAUUGUCUGGCUCGGUGGAGGGGAUGCUGACGUGGAGCGCUCGAUCGACACCGUCAAUAGGCUCAUUCCUCAAUAUGUGGAACCAAGCGAAGAGGAACUAAGAGAAGGAACCAUCGUGGUGAGGCUCCCAGGUGUCAGUGUGGACAGUCUCCCGCAGGCAGAGGUAAAUCGAGUCCUAUCGCUUCCUUGGUUUUGGAGAGUCUGGGUCAUACAAGAAGUGUGGCUGGGUCGCCAGCGGACCUUCAUGUACGGCCGUCGCACCUUGAAGUGGAACACGAUCCGCAAAGCAAACGCAUGGUCGAAAUAUGGUAGCUUCGAAGUGCCAGGACAGCAGCAUACCAACCUACCACUCAUCUGGGCCAGCUUUGCUGAAAUGACGCAGUUACCAGUACCGCAUGAGAGCGAGGCAAGAUGGUCAGGAAAGACUUCGUUGGAAGACAACCUUCUUCCAUUAGUUAUUCAAGGCAUGGAUCUGGAAGCAUCUGACCCCAGAGAUCACGUCUUUGGUUUUCUUGGUCUCUUCGGGGGAAGCCAUCCAGGGUCGCAAACGCUAGACCAACUGAUAUAUCCGGACUACCACAAAUCCGUGAGUGAUGUCUUCGUCGACUUCACUCUUUGGUGGAUACUUCGCAACAGAUCACUCGACAUAUUGUCCGCAAUCCAGGCCAUCAAAGGACGGACCUGGCAAACCCUAGGUUGCACCGCCUCCUCAAAAGUCUCGCCUCAUGAUCAGCCACCCAUGGACCACCCAUCUUGGGCAAUGUGGUAUUCCGGCAAGCACAAGUGGGCAACCGAGUCGCUUGGACGUGCUGCAGGCUGUCGAGUUACGGGAGACACUGAACCAGACGUCUCGCUCGUCGCGCGGGAAGGCUCUCAACGGAAGCAUCUCAAGCUGCAAGGCUAUCAGCUAGGCCAGAUCCAGAAGAUCGAACCUUACCUGCUAAGGGAUGGAUUUUCUUUAGAAACGCUGCAGGCUUACAACCGUGUAUUUGAUGUCUCGGGGCAGCGGAGAGUCUACAACACCCCGGUUACUGAGGCAUUCAAUGGCUACAAAAAGGGCUGGGAUGAUCCUUUGCUACAUUGGAUAGCGCACCGCCACGGGCAGUGCGUACCGGCUGCUCUUCCAUGCCUCGAUAAGUGUUUCUUCUGGAUAAAGGACGACUUGAAGGGUUUGUGUCCCGCAGACACCAAGCCUGGAGACAUAGUGGUUGUGCUCUACGGUGGAUCUGUCCCGUAUAUUCUUCGGGAAACGGAGGCUGAGGGACACUACGCUUUCAUUGGGGAAUGCUAUGUUGAGGGAAAGAUGAAGGAGAACCUUUUAACGCCCUUUGAAGAAGCAGGAGCGUCAAAGAAAGUGUUCGUUCUUGUUUGA
Messenger RNA from Ascochyta rabiei, 2235 nucleotides. RefSeq lists its product as uncharacterized. The transcript has 2 exons. The record is from RefSeq and is a predicted model, not a curated record. Bases 1 to 2235 code for a protein of 744 amino acids. Lineage: Eukaryota; Fungi; Ascomycota; Dothideomycetes; Pleosporales; Didymellaceae.